AUGGAUACCAUGCCAGAUGCCUUUGCUCCGGCCCAGAUGGGCUCCUCAGCUGCGCCUCCAAAUUUGGGCUCAGGCACUGGCCCGCUCGGAGAGUCUCUUUCUACAAAGCCUGUAAAAGUGGAUGAUCCCCCCAAGUUGGACCUCGAUUCAUACAUUGCCAACUACACAGGUCGGACUCGAUUUAACCGCCUCUACCUUAUCGGAAACACCUCUACUGUCCUUGCCGUCGAUGCUCUCAAGUCCGCUGUCGCAGAGGCCAAAUCUGGGAAGGAUGUUGGACGAUAUGAAAAAGCAGUUCGUGCUCUGGCGGAGGUAACCCCGGCUGAGCAAGAUGCCACCCUCGACUCUGUUUGGGUCUCGGAUAUCCAGCGCUCGGUCAGAGCCCAGAGCGAACGCUUGGAACAUGAGCUGCGGGGUUAUAAGAAUAAUUUGAUUAAGGAAAGCAUCCGGAUGGGAAACGAGGACUUGGGCAACCACUACUAUGAAACGGGAGACCUUGUCGCCGCAUCGAAGGCAUACUCACGGAUGAGGGACUAUUGCACAACACCAAACCACAUCGCCUCCAUGCUAUUCAAGAUGAUUAACGUAUCCGCCGAACGCGGAGACUGGAUGGGGGUGCAAUCCAAUGUCCACCGACUCCGCAACUCUCAAUCGAAACCAGAAGAUCUCCUGAAAAACCAACCUAAGAUACUGGCUGCCCUGGGCUUAUCGCAGAUGCAUGCAAAGUCCUUCCGCGAUGCAGCCACGAGCUUCCUCGCUGUGGACUCCUCUCUGAGCGAUUCAUUCAGCGAGAUUAUUACGCCAAAUGACAUUGCCGUUUACGGAGGUCUAUGCGCCCUAGCCUCCAUGGACCGUCAAGAACUUCAGAAACAGGUGUUGGAUAAUCCAUCAUUUCGAAACUUCCUCGAACUAGAGCCUCAUAUUCGUCGAGCCGUUGCGUUCUUCUGCAAUUCAAAGUUCCGCCCUUGUCUCGAUAUUCUGGAGAAUUACCGCACCGACUAUCUCCUCGAUAUCAACCUCCAGCGCCACGUCCCAGCGCUUUACACCCAGAUCCGCACUAAGGCUAUCCAGCAGUAUCUGGUUCCAUUUAGUCGCGUGACGCUCGACUCGAUGGCAGCUAUCUUCGCUCCGGACGUGGUUGGAGGCGAGGCCCGACCCACCGAAUUGAGCUCACCCUUCGUACAAGAACUCAUCCGUCUGAUCAAGGAAGGUGUACUGGAUACCCGGAUUGAUCUCGAGAAAGGUCUUCUAGUUUCCAACCAGACAGAUCUGCGAACCGAGGUCCAGACAAAAACUCUGGACAGCUUGAGCAGUUUCAACAAGGAAGCGCACCUGCGAAUCGUCCGUGCUGCUGUCCUGCAUGCUGGACUGGAAAUUCAAGCCGGUGACGCCGAACAAGGCCCACGGCAGUCACACUCAAGCGCAAGAAGAGGACCGGGCGGUUACCGUCGAGGUGAUGGACUCGUUGGUUAG
Molecule: messenger RNA, 1473 nt
Organism: Penicillium cosmopolitanum
Lineage: Eukaryota; Fungi; Ascomycota; Eurotiomycetes; Eurotiales; Aspergillaceae
Product: COP9 signalosome complex subunit 1
Exons: 4
Coding region: 1-1473 (490 amino acids)
Cellular component (GO): COP9 signalosome
Source: RefSeq, a predicted model, not a curated record